GUAGUCUUGGCGAUACCAUUUGCAGCCGUGGACGGAAAGAUCGGACAAAGUCUUCUGACCUGAUUUUGGGCGAGUUUUAGGCUUAAAUCACGAAUGUUUACCAUGUAAGUCAAAACUGAACACUAUAUUUAAGCAAGAAAUGCUGCUUAAGAUAUAAAUUUACACGUUUUCACCAUACAUUUGGCAAUAAGCAUAGGCGACGAUUGAGUGUUGUGUACUCGGUCCCAUAUGCUGAAAUUUAUGUCUUGUGUCUCGUGAACGAAAGGGUCACAAGGCCCGGAGCGGUAUUUUGAAAGUAGACAUAAGAAGACGAUCAUAAAAACUAAGAUUUUUACAUCAAUAGAAAUAUUUCAACCCCUAGAAUAGCAUCUAACUCCAUCCAGGUAACAAAACAAAAAGAAAAUACCAAAUUUAACUAACGAAACGCCACCCAAAUCUGAGACUCAGUGAGACUGAGAGCCCAAAAUUAUCUAGAGACCCCUUGUUCACUGCAACCACCCUGCCUGUGCUGUGGGGAAUCUACAGGUUGGACUAUGGCAUGCCAAUGCUGUACAGAGCACACACUUUUAAAAAUGAUUAAAAUGUCACUUUUGUGACCAAAAUUACUAAUUUCCAUACAGUUGCAAUUUAUUUUUCAUUAGUAACUUUGGAAUAAUUUUGUAUUCACUAGAGCGCUCAAAAACUUGAAUUUUUGGCAUAUUUUUGUGUACGCCCUCUAUUGAUGGAAAAUAAUAUGGCAAGAAAAUUUUCAUUUUUUUUCUUCUAUUUUUAAUUAAGAAAAAAAUAAUUUAACGAAUCAAAUUUACUUAAGGGCCAAGUUGUAUGACAAAUAGGUGUAAUGGAAACUGUCAGUGUAAAAAACCAAGCAUUUGUCCCAAAGAAAAAGAGAAAAUAAGCCAAACAUUGCCAUCCUUAUUUUGCCACACAUGGAGAUAUAACUAAGAACAAGGUUAUAUCAUAACCUUGUUCAUUGAAUGAGUGCUAGAGACUAGAGUCUAGACCAAAAAAAAGCUUCAGUCUCUGUUAUUAUAUUUUGUUUGUUCCGCUGAACUGCGUUGGCUCCACUCACCAAUACAUAGACUGAAGAGUUGUUGGCCCAUACGUACAGACAACGUAUAGCAGUAACAUGUUAGAUCUAACAUUCGGCGGAAACCCGAAUUUCGGAUCUUUUUUUUUUUUGCAUAAAAAAUGUCACAUUACAAAAAAGAAAUAACAUCAAAAUUUACGAAAAAAUAUAUAAACUUCAAAAAUAUUGUACCUUAGACCGUAAGUUGCCAUCUUGGAUGACAUCAUCCUUACAGACGUAUUUACCAGUCGCUAUAUAUCGAGAUUUGUGCCGCUUCUUUGCGCUUGUAGAUGUGCGUGCGUUCGGAACUUGUCGUUCGCAUUGAUUGGCCAGGAUAUCGUAGGAUAUUGUAUAAUCGCUAGCGAAUAGUGUUAGCUUGCUUUGCACAAACUCUGCUGAACAUGUGAAUAUUUCUACUUAUCGUGAACUACGAGAGUGAUUUUAACUUACCCCAGGUUGACCUACUUGUAAUUUUUAUACCAAUAAACGAUUAAGACGUGGAUCAUCAUAAUUAUGUCAGGGGCCCAAACAGGACAAGAGAAAGGAAAUUAUGGGAGACCAAACCCCCAACAUUCUCAAUCUUUCAUGUAAAAAGCGACUGGAUCUAGAGUAAACACGGGCAAUCUCGCCAGUCAGCAAGAAAGAAAAAAAUGGUAAAACAUCAAGUAACCCAUCGUAAGCACACGUAUCUCACAAAUCUAAGUCAGCGAAUGUUAUUUAUAGUGUGAACUACAUACAUGAUAUGACCAAUCGUACAUAGGUUUUCGGGUUAUAUAACUUUCAACCAUUUUAAAAACACAUUACAAAGUUUCUCCAUAGCUCUUGCAUUGUUUUCUGUGCACAGUGGGGUGCACCGCCGGUGACCAAAGACAUGAUGUGACGUCACACGAAUUGGGCCCAUUUUCGAUGCAGAGUUUUCACGCUCAUGGAAGAGGCUAUUUGGAGGCAUUUCAAUUGAGGAUAUUAAGAAGCCAGAAGAUUUUUGUGAUUUGAUAUUUUGAUGAGCAUGUUAUAAAAGAUGUAGGCUAUGCUUAGAUACCAAAUUUAUAGAUAUUUAUUUCCUUCUUAGGAGGUUAGUAAAGCAUAGUAACCUCGCAAUGCGUGUGAGUGAGUCUUACUUAGACUCUAAUAGAGUCUUAUGAUGUUAUGUCAAGGCCGAAGCUAUCAAAUAGUUUGUGGAUUGUCCUAUGGUGAAAGAUGAUGUUGAUAAAAGGUCCAUUUAGCGUCAUUAUCUCUUGCUAAUUGUGGCUUUCAUUUAUUAUAAAUAUUACCAAUUCUGUAGGUCUACUGCUGUGACUAAAAGAAGGAGAGACGAAGAUAAUUUAAUUGAGGAGAAAAGUCUAAAUCAAUGCCUAUGGAGAAAAGAGGGGAAAACGACAGAUAUAAAAAUGUAAAAUCUAGAUCUAGUAGAUGUAUAUAAAUCUGCUACACUUCAUUUUUUUUCUUUCUCCAUUCCUCUCUUUUCUCUCAUCCCAAUCUUUAUUUGUUUGGUCUUUUGAACUUAAAUCUGUUUAAAAUCUAUUCAGCUUGAAUUCAGGGGAAUCAUUACUCCACUAUUUAUGAAGGAUGGAUGAAGAAUCAAGUUGCCAACCCCAAGAAGAUGACAGUAAACAGGAGACUGAGAACAAAACAUCGCCAGUUCUAUCUAAAAACCAACUGAAGAAACAGCGCAGGCAUGAGAGAUGGGCAGAAACAAAGAAAGAAAGAAGGAAAAAAGAGCGAGAGAAGAACAAAGACAGGAAGAGGAAGAUAUUAGAAGAGGCGAGAAAACAAGGAAUAGGUGAGGAAAGUCUGGUUGUGAAGAAGAGGAAGAUGAGCGACCCUGAAGCAAGCAACAUCAAGGUAGCCAUUGACUGUGCCUACGAUUCACUUAUGACAGAAUCAGACAUCAAGAAAUUAAUCAAGCAGAUACAGAGAUGUUACGCAGAGAACAGAAAAGCCAACAAACCACUCCAGCUUUAUGUAUCCAGUCUGAAAGAUAAGACUAAGCAGAUCUUGGAUGAUGUCAUCGAAGGGUACCAAAAAUGGGAUAUUCACUUCAGAGAAGAAGAGCCUGAAGCGGCAUUUGGAUCUGAGAAUAUAGUCUACUUGGCAGCUGAGUCUCCUAAUGUUCUCCAAGACCUGGAUCCAAACAAGGCCUAUAUCAUCGGUGGUCUAGUCGAUCAUAACCAUUACAAGGGAUACUGUUAUGAGAAGGUGGUAGAGAAUGGAUGGAGUCACGCUCAACUUCCGAUUGGUGACUUUGUGAAACUCAACUCAAGGAAAGUUCUAGCUGUCAACCAUGUUUAUGAGAUCAUCUUAGCCUAUGUUCAACUAGGCAACUGGAAAGAUGCCUUCUUCCAAGUCUUACCAAAUCGCAAGGUGAAAGAGUACUACUCCAAAAACGAUUCUACUGAAGAUCUGGGCAAAUUAUCUAGUCAUACAGAGACCUCUGUUCAGGAUCAGACAUCACAGAAUGUGGAUGACUCGGUUGUUGACCAAACUAGAGAAGAUGAGGGUCAUUCUGUUGUUGCUAGGUUGGGCAAAGGGGAUGGUGAUCUCGCUGAUGCUCCAACCAACAAGGAGGAACUUGAACAAGAUGUUGUUGACUUGGUAAAAGUGUGUGACACUCACAGUAGGAACGGUAAUGACCGAAAUGUGAAAGAGUUUGAUUCAGACAAACUUGACUCUGGUGUGAAGCUGACGGAUGGGGAGAUUGAAUGUGAAGACAAAGAUGUCAGCUGAUAGUGCAUAUCACAAAGUGAGAAAAACAUUGCUGUCAUUACCUUGUAGGUAUUUCUUUUAUGUGGUUUAAUGGCUUUUAUAUCUUUUGGAUUUAGGAUUAGACAGGUCAUCACUAGUAUGAUAAAGAAUUACUAGUCAUUAAAACGAAGUGAUUCCCUAAAGAAAUAUGAGAUAUAAGAUCUCAGUUGCAAUAGUGACAUUGUAAGCAUUUGUAUGUGAUUGAUUGAGGGGAAAGAAACAAAAAUAUAUCGGUGCAAUCACUGAGACAAUGUGGUUAAAAACAAAUUCCAUAAAUUUGAGUUUUCAGAUCAUCAUAGCUUUUUUUUCAGGCCAUAGUUUGGGCCUUUCUAGUGUUUAGAAAUAGCUUUUUUAAGGUAAUAGUAUAUUUUUCUCAAGAAGAUGAGCUCAAAUCUUUGACAAAUAGAUUGUGGAUUCAUUGCUUCAAUAGGCUUGCUCACUCCUAGGGCCCAUUUCAUAAAGGACUGUUGUAACUUUGCCAUUAUGGCAACUACCAUGGUAACCUUGAUUCUGAUUGGCUGCUGAGCCCUGUUACCAUGGUAGUUGCCAUCAUGGAAAAGUUACAACAGUCCUUUAUGAAACAGGCCCCUGAUGAUAUACCUCUAUUGCAUUCCAUGAUUCUAGUUGCAGCCUCUCAGUAUAUCCAAUCCAUGAAAAAUAGAUCAGGUUGAUUAGAGGAGCAUUUAUUUCAGGCCCGAUCACCUGCUCCCAUGUACAGUUCAUCCUUGACAUUUUAGUUAACUGAUUAUCGGAUUCUUUGCACCUGUUAACAUUCUCAAGGGUGGACAUUACAAAAGAUGAAACUCACUAUUUAGUACCUUCCUGUUAUUGAGUGUACACUACAUGAGGUGAUAUUUAUCUGGCUGCAGUUCGCCACCUCUACUGCUUUCACUUUUAUUCCUAAGACACAAUGACACAUAUUCUGAAGUCGGUUUUAAGUUAAACUCAGGUUUAAAGUUGUGGUUUAAGUAUGGAUAGCCAAUUGUUACAUAAAUUACUAACAGUAGAGAUAUCAUACUUCAGCUCAUUUGGCUCUCAAAUCAUUCGUAAUUGUCUAGGAAGUAUGAAUAGAUGAUUGUCUUCACCAUCAAUGAAUCAGGAAAGAGCACAAUAAACAUAAGAAACAUACAACUUAAUAACAAUUUUGAUACUUUUGGCUUCCCAUACUUAAACCACAACUUUAAACCUGAGUUUAAGUUAAACCCGACUUCAGAAUACGGGCUAGUGACACAUAUUCUGAACUUGAGUUUAACUUAAACUAUGGUCUAACUCUGCGCUCAAAUUAUGGAAAGCCAAAAAUUUCAAAAAUUUUUCUUACUUUGUAUGUUUCUUACGUUCACUGUGCUCUUUCUUAACUUAUGAAUGGUGAAGGAAAAGUAAAGAAUGAUUUUAGAGAAAAAUGAGCUGAUGUAUCAAAAUUUUACUGUUAGAGAUUUAUGCCACUAUUGGCUAUCCAUAGUUAAACUGCAACAUUAAACCAGAGUUUAUAUUAAACCCGAGUUCAGAAUACGGGCCUAUGGCACGUCCAGUUUGACUUAAACCUUGGUCUAGGUCAGGGCUAAAAUUAUGGGGAGCUAUAAGCAUCAGACAUUAUUGCUCCUUAUACUUCCUUUGAGUUUACUGGGUCAACUGGGAUCUUUGCCAUGUUUUAAUGUUUAUAGAAAAUUAUUGUAUUUAUCAUUUCAAGAUGGCUUGUAAUUUUUUGGUUGCCAUAUGUGAUGAAAAAUUGAUCAUGUAGUUAUCUAUCUGCAUCACUAUUUUCUCCCCAUAGUUAAACCAAACCUUUAGGCCGUGGUUUGAAGUAAACCUGAGUUCAGAGUAUGGGACCAUAGGAUUAAUUUAAAGAGUCUGCCCAGUGUUCUCCUCAUGCAAAUAGGGCUGUACAGAUACACCCAUUUAUGAAGAAAGGCUCUGAUGCUACUGUCAGAACAGAGAAAUCAUCUCCAGGGGCUCGUAACACAAAGCUUAGCAAUCAUUGUAGAGCAUUGUUUUUAUGAUCGAUUGUAUUGACUACGAUGUACAAUCAAUCAUAAAAAUCAAGCAUACGAUUAAUCACUGAACAUUGUGUUAUGGGACCAAGAUCGACCAAAGAUACUGCGUCAUUACCAAUGAUAAACCAUCGCAGGGUUUGGAGUCGGUUUUCGUUGGUGUGACGGUAUCAUUAGACUUAAAUUUCCAUACUGGCAGUACACUUUGCAAGGUUGUACAACACCUAAUUAGCUUGUUGUACGCGAGCAAAUGGGAGGCUGAAUGUCAAACAUUCGCACCGUUGCACACAAGACGUACCAUCCAAAAUGUACCGUUGCACGGCUUUAGGAGAUGACGUCACAAUACGAUGUAAUUCACUGCGCUCGGUAAAAAUGAAGGUGCAAUACGUGUAUAAGCCUGCUGGCUAAAUGCGCAAUGCUGCCCAAGUUCAUGUGUGCUUGUAGGAUUUUGCUUAUCGCUUUCAAUUUGUUUGCACCCUUUUCAUAUAUUACUAAAGGGAAAAACUCUUUUUUUUUCUUCAUAUUUUCGCUAAAUUCCGAGGCCUUGUACAACACAAAUAGCGAAUAUACUUAUUCGUGAAAGAAAGAUACGCUCUAUUCAACACGGCUAAUGCCUCGUUGAAUAGAGCAUCUUUCUUUCACCUCAUGCGAAAUCUCGCACCAUCGCACUCAUGCCUAUUUGCUAUUUGUAUACUAUUGCAUGAAAGCUGAACUGGAAAAUGUGUUUCCAAAGGUAUCAUGUUUAACGCUAGAUAAUCUUUGUUAUUCCUCAUGAUGUGUAUUGUUUGUCUUAAUUGUCAAAAUGGCUUUAUCCCAAACUUAAAACUUCUAAUAAAAGUCUAGCAACACAGCAA
This is a messenger RNA of Lytechinus pictus (painted urchin), 6650 nucleotides long. RefSeq names its product tRNA methyltransferase 10 homolog A-like. The record is from RefSeq and is a predicted model, not a curated record. The transcript is spliced from 7 exons. The coding region runs from base 2633 to 3790 and encodes 385 amino acids. Gene Ontology annotation, molecular function: tRNA binding. Lineage: Eukaryota; Metazoa; Echinodermata; Echinoidea; Temnopleuroida; Toxopneustidae. Gene Ontology annotation, cellular component: nucleus; cytosol; nucleoplasm. Gene Ontology annotation, biological process: tRNA N1-guanine methylation.